Messenger RNA from Xenia sp. Carnegie-2017, 6003 nucleotides. Its product is annotated as WD repeat-containing protein 81-like. Gene Ontology annotation, molecular function: protein binding; phosphatidylinositol 3-kinase regulator activity. The transcript has 21 exons. Gene Ontology annotation, cellular component: mitochondrion. The record is from RefSeq and is a predicted model, not a curated record. Gene Ontology annotation, biological process: aggrephagy. Lineage: Eukaryota; Metazoa; Cnidaria; Anthozoa; Malacalcyonacea; Xeniidae. The coding region runs from base 288 to 5747 and encodes 1819 amino acids.
UUAAUUGACAAUUGUCUAAUUAAAAUUUGAAAAACAACUUAAUUUUCAAUUGAUCAUUAGUCAUUAUUACAAAAUCAUUAAAGUAACAUAAAGUACCGCAUCGAUUCACCACAAGACUUAAAUAACUCGACCUUUUUGUACUUAAAAAUUGUUGUAUACUCUUCAAACUUUUAUUCUGUAACUUGAGCUUCGUUUCGAAUGAAAGCCAUCUUGAUAUGUUAAUUCUCUUUGAAAUGGAAAAAUGAUUAUAGAUUCCUUAGAAGGAGAAUACCAAUUGAUUUUAUGCGAUGGGAUGUCAAUUAUCUGUUGAAAAUGCUAAAAAUUUGGUUGUGACAGAGCUGGGAUUUGAUAAAGCAGAUAUACAAGGAUGGCAACGAAAAAAUGGUUAUGUUGAAUGUGUAGCUUUGGUGAACCAGAAGUGGCUGAAAGAGCUUGAGAAUGAGAGCUACACUUUGCCAGAUGCUUAUCCCAGCAGUUGUUAUGAAAGAUUUCUAUAUCUCCAGCGAUCCAAUCAUGAAAUACCAAAACCUUGGACUCAAGUUAUAAUAAAAAUAUUCAAGAAACCUUUAAAAACUUUGUGUGUCCCAAAGACUCUCAAGAGCUCCAAUUUCCCCUACACAGACACAUUUGCUGAUUUAAUGUCGUACGUUUCAACGGAGAACUUCAAAAACUACUUGAUUCAAGCUCGUAAGAAGUACAGCAGUACUCCGGUCAGUGGAGAUAUAGAAGUCCAGGAAAGGAAAGGAAAGGAAAUCUUGCAAAGUAUUUGUGAAAAAUGGCUUAAAAUAAAGAUCAUUAAACUUCACGAUGAACCUUCGACCGAACAAGACAAGCGAAAAUCGUCAACGUUCGAACGUACAAAACGGGAUUUGUACGAUUUAGAAAGCGAACGACGUUUUUCAGGAAUCCAAGGAAUACAUGGAAUAUUGGAAUCUGAGAACUGUUUCUUUAUUUUGGAAUAUUACUCCCCACACACACUUCAAGAUGUCGUUUGGUUUAGUCCCAGUGUCAUAUCUUCCACAAUAACCAAACCAUUGUUUUUAUUUUACCAAAUUUUAAGAAUGUUUGAGAGCUUUCACGACAUGGGUUACUACUGCGGUGUGUAUAGUCUGGAGAACAUCAAGCUAAAUAACUGUUUGUGGUUAAGUUCGAGCUUAAGUUAUAUAAAUUUUGAUGGAGUCAAAGACGACAUUAAAAAUAAUGGUAAAUCGACAAAGCUAAACAAAAAAGAACUGCUUUCAAACGGUGCAUUACAUGAAGAAAAUUUGCAUAAUGCGAUAAGCCUACGGGAACUUGUCGAUAAAUGGGUAAAGAAAGAAGUUAGUAAUUUUGACUACUUGAUGGCACUCAACUCGAUUGCUGGCCGUCGUCUAGGUGACCCCAACUACCACCCCGUGUUGCCAUGGGUUACCGACUUCACAACUCCUUGCGGCAAGUACAGAGAUCUUACGAAGUCGAAGUUUCGUAUUAACAAAGGAGACUCUCAGCUUGAUGUCACCUUUAAGAACGUGUUGUAUUCCGAUGAUGGAGAUCACAUGGAAAAUCCUCCGCAUCACGUGUCUGGUGUGCUAUCUGAGAUCACGUAUCACGUGUAUUUAGCACGCAGGACGCCAAAGAAUGUGUUGACGAAACACGUACGUGCUAAGUGGGAACCGAACGAAUAUCCUUGCAAUAUGGAACGAUUGCAGGAAUGGACCCCGGAUGAAUGUAUCCCGGAGUUUUAUACCGAUCCCACGAUCUUCAAAUCAAUCCACCCUGACCUACCGGAUUUAGGAGUACCUGCCUGGGCUGACAAUCCCCAGGAUUUCAUAGGGUUGCAUCGUAAAGCGCUCGAAAGUGAUUACGUCUGCGAUCAUCUACAUCAUUGGAUUGAUUUAACGUUUGGAUAUAAGUUAGUCGGAUCUGCAGCUGAAAAGGCGAAGAAUGUUUACCUGCAUCUGGUUGAUCAACAUGAAACAAUAAGUAAUCAUGGAGUUGUGCAAUUGUUCAUCCAACCACAUCCUAAACAAGUAAGGCAUCAUCAAAUGGAUUUGUAUCCCACAAUGGUGAACCUAGAUGAUGAAUUGGAACACGAGAUACUUGGUGUAAAUAGUGAUGGUCAACGUGUUUUCAUUGAAGAAAGCCAAAAUGGUUUUGAAGUACUUCAUACUUCAUGGGAAGAUGUGGAUGGUGAAAUGAAAAAUGAGACAGCAGAAGAUGAAUCUGGUAGUCAGAAGAAACAAAAGAUGUGGCAACGUACCAAUUUAACGUCGUUUCUUCGUCUAAAAGAUAACGUUGAUUCGAGUACAGACGUUCUACCAUCCAUCGACAGUUUACCCAUCUCUUUGGCGAUUGGCUAUGGUCCUCUUGAAGAGUUUAAUCAAGUAGAGUUGUUGACAAAAUUUAAGUUACAAGCAAAAGAAAACACUGUUUCGUAUGCUAAAGAUUUAUCUACUUACAGUGAGGUUGCUAUCUUACCGAGGUCAGAAAUUCCUGAAACUACUCGUCACAGGGAGAUCCAAAAUAUUUGUACAAUGCUUGUGGAAAUGUUUUUGCCAGGGAAAAUGCGACUUUUGUCACCUGCUAUGACACAGAAAGAGCGCUUCAUCACUGCCAAACGAAUAUUUAGUUCGACCAAAAUGGCCGUGCCUAGCGCUCUUCGCGAUGGGAUGAAGACAUUGUUUGAUGAAGGCUGCGGAUUCAACAAAAGACAAGGAUUACCACCUUUAACUCCAGAACUAUUAAUUCAAGGACAUGUAGCCAUUUUCCCGUUUCCAUCCUGUUUCAAACAGUUUUACGAAUUUCUAGUGGAGUUUCAUUUGGGAAGUCCGUCCGAAGAGAACUGCUUAAAACAGUCAAAAACAGCUGUCACCUCUCCUCGAAAUGGUGUGUCCUAUACUAUUGAACAGGUCCACAUAGCUGUGAAGUAUUUGCCGGAUUUGGUCGACGAAUUAAACAGCGAAGGUCUUGAAUUACUCAUAAGCUAUCUCAUUCCGUUGUUUUCCUGCGAACAGACACAACUGCAGGCUUUUCUUCAUUUGUUUGACCCUAUUGCCGCUUUCCUGGGACCAAGACAAACAAAAAGGACAUUUCUAAAGAAACUGUUGCAGCAUUAUGAUGUGAAAAAGAGCAAUGCAUCUUUCCUGCUUUUUCAUCAGUCGUUCUUGUCGAAACUUAUCAUGCGAUUUGGCAUGGAACCAUUUUUGGAUCAUUUUUUAGCGUUAAUUGUUGACGCUUUAAAUCUCUCAGACAACGACAUGCAGGUAAAUGCGGACACUUGCAGUCAAGAUGAAGCUCCUGGGGUAUUGACUGAAGAUGAAAGAAAGAUAAAUCUUAAUCACGGACACUCGCUUGACUAUGAAAAUAACUCGAAUGACAUUGAAAGCGAAUCUUUGAAAGAUGUUUUGGGAGAUGUCGACGGACAUGAUUUGGACUGGAAAAACACAGAGGGAGAAUUGUUUCCAAUUACUGAAAAUGAUAAAGGAGAUUUCGGUGUGUUGUCUGGCGAGAGUCAAGAUUUGAAUGAUGUUGAUUCACAUGGAAUGUUCAAUUACGAAAUAAAUGACGAUUUUAGCAAGUUUGAUCGCCAUGGUGAUGAUGAUGACGAAGAAUUGGAGUCGAUUGAAAGAAAUGAUGCUAUUUUUCACAAGUCGUUUGCGACUGUAUCCCGACCCGGUUCUGAUGAAGAUUGGGAUGGAGUUGCAGCAACUGAUUUCAGUUUUGAACGGUCUCUUUCUUUUAACUCGGAGCGUGUAGAUGAUGAUCAGAAAGACAUAAGCAUGGAUUCUGGAGAAGUUUCUGCGAGUGAAAUUUCUGAAGCAGCAGCCGAUAGUAUCUGUUGGCUUGCACCUCGUCUUGGUCCUUUGUUAACGUCGAACCACAUCAUAAAACCUUUGCUAGGCAUGCUGGUAAACUGUUAUGUUGGUGUCGUUGCUAUGGGUGAUAAAGGGAUGGCUGUUGGUAAAUCGAAUGCCAAAUGGAUAUUGCAUUGUCUGGCCUUCUGCACUAAAGUAUAUGGCGAUGCGAUCAUAUUUGAUCAGUAUUUGCCUUUUGUUUCCUCUAAGGUCAACAUUUCAUCAUCGCGUGUUAGUGUAAAAGGAGAAGCCAGUAUGGCCGCUUCACUUGUCCUUGUACAUCAAUAUAUCUCUUCUUUCUCUGAAGUUUCUUUAUUGCAACGCUUUGAGAUAUUGUGUAGCCAACCUCUUCACCAGGUCCUCUGUCUCAUCUGUUCACCGUCAAUAUCGUUUGCCAGCGAAAAACAUGCUCGUUUAUUUAUGGCUUUGCUCAUUCUUGACAUCUUCAAGUUAGUAUGUGAAAUUCUCGAGCGACACUCGGCCCAGGACAUGCUCUCGUUGUUGAUAAACACGUUCUUUUCGUGUUUUGAACCUCUCGAUGAAAGCGCUUUGGAGCAACCUGGUGCGAAAGAAAUCUGCGAAACGUUUGAUGCAGCUUUAGCAUAUCAUGCAUACAUACCGCUGUGCAAAUGUCUCGGUGACACGUACAUUGAAACUACCCUAGAUAAGAACAAUGAUCUGGUUUGGCAAUUAUGCUGUUCCGUAGACACCGGACUGUCAAAUCACAUGCCUCCAAAUAGUCAGAUGCAGUCAAUAUUUAUUUCAUCACAGGACGGUAAUGCUAAUACAAAGAAAGGUGAAGUAUUCGAUGUGGAAUCUCGAAAUGAAAGCAAAUCUUUGUCCUUGGAUAGAUCUUUUGCUACGUCUAGUCAAAUAAAAACAAGACCAAAAGAUAUUUUUGUAUCAUCCAGACAGCAUUUAGCUGGAAACUGGUUGAAAUAUUGGAAAAAUCAUUUAGGAAAAAGAAAACAAGUUGAUGGCAAUACAUUUUCUCAAUUACGACUUCAGACAUUUGCUGGUCACAGUGAUGUUGUCAAAGAUAUUCACAUUCAAGACAAUGAGCACUUGUUUCUCUCGGCGAGCCGUGAUAAGACUGUUAAACUUUGGCUUCUCAAUAACUAUGGUGACGGAACGGGCCAAUCGGCUUCUUCGUGGACUGCAUGUGAUCAUCGGAAAUCUGUAUUUGCCGUUGAUGUUAUUGACGUAAUGAGACAAGCUGUGUCUUGUGAUGGAUCUAUUCAUCUUUGGGAUCUUCCUACUGGCUCUUCCGUUUUGCGACUCAAAUUUCCGAAGAGCAAUGAGGCGGUUUCUAUGGCGACUCUUCCUAGUCCCAGUCCCUGUAUCGUGGCUGGCAUGCAGAAUGGCACAGUCAGAAUGAUUGACCCUCGCCAGGGAAAUUUUGGCCAUACGUGGAGAGUGACUAGCAACAGUUUAGCAGGUUACAUAAGAUGUUUGUGUGUUACCCCAGACGGUACGUCGAUGGCCAUCGGCUUUGCAAGUGGUUUUAUGUCAAUAAUAGAUCUUCGUGGUGGAAUUCUUACGAGACAAUGGAAGGCUCAUGAAACUGAUAUUCUUCAGAUUCAACCUUACACUAACACGAGUUUUGUUACAUCGUCAUCAACGCAAAAGAUGCAACUUUGGGGUCAAGAUGCGUUGCGUUUGCGGACCUUACCAACUGUAACAGGUUCAGGUGAAACAGUGCAAAACAUUCAUAUUCACGAUAAAGUGAUCGUUUCUCUUGCGGGGAACAACCGCAUUGGUUGGCAUACAAUCACGGACAACGAGCCAAGCUACACACACAUUCGUCUCCGCAAUGAUGUAUUCAAAGGUAAUUCCACAUGUUUUGGAGUCCUACCUUUGAACAGAGCGUAUUUAUUUGGAGGAGAAGAUGGAAACAUUACUUUGAUGGGAUAGAACUUGGAUUUAAUAACUUUGAAAGUCGUCUCGUCAUUACGUAAACAUAUGAAGGAUUUUGAUUGAACGAUAAGCUCGAAAGUAUAAUUUUCAACAAAGAUAAAAUGAAAAGUAUUGAUUUAGACAUUAAUAUAUUACUAUGAUGUUCUUUAGGGGGUUUUUUUAGUUAUCUGGGGCUGUUGCAUGAAAUCCCGUGAAGGGAAAACUGUAAAACUAAGCUAGACAAUCAAUCGAAUUAAACGUUCGUCAAAUCUAA